Molecule: messenger RNA, 693 nt
Organism: Rotaria sordida
Lineage: Eukaryota; Metazoa; Rotifera; Eurotatoria; Philodinida; Philodinidae
Source: the annotation of a GenBank genome assembly
AUGAACUGUAUGCCAACUUUUUCAUCAAGUAUUCGUAAAAUCUCAUCUAAAAAUAAAAAAAGAUUGUUUAUUUGUUGUUUCUUCAUUUAUUGCAACAGAAAAAUGGUUUUAGCACCAUGUAUCAUUUCGUUUGCUCUCGGUCUUUUAUGUAUUGAUAUGUUUUGUGAUCACUAUCCACUUGUUUCGUCAUCACUUACUCCUUUUCAAUUCGAUACAUGUACUUCCUACUAUCAAAAUGCUUUCCAUCAACCGUGAAUUAUGCAAUCAGAAACGAAACGUAAAAAUAUUGAUGAACCAACUGAUAUUCGUUCUAAAUUAUUAAAAUUAGACAAAUCAACAAAUGAAACUCAAUUUAUAUCCAAUCUACCAACAGUGGUUCAUUUACGUCGUUCAAAAGGAAAAAUUGUACAAGAUUGUGAUAUUUAUAUUGGUCGUGCUUGCAAUAUGGGUGGUUGGCAAUUGAAUCAAAGUAAAUGGUAUAAUCCAUAUUCUGUUAAACAAUAUGGACGAGAUGGUGCUUUAGAUCAUUAUAAAAAAUAUAUCGAAUCAAAUCCAAAUAAUCUACUCAAUGAUCUACAUGAAUUAGCUGGAAAAAGAUUAGGAUGUUGGUGUAAACCUAAUCGUUGUCAUGGAGAUGUUCUUUGUGAACUGUUCAAAAAAAGAAAUUCAACAAUCGAUCAAAGCAUUAAAUAG